AUGUCGUCAGAAAUCAAGAACAUUGUUAUUAUUGGGGCCGGUGGUAAUCUUGGGCCAUCCAUCCUCAACGCCUUCCUCGACGCCUCUCCCUUCAAUGUGACAGUUCUCUCGCGUGAAGGAUCCAAAUCCACCUUCCCCUCUGGAGUUAAAGUAGUCCGGGCAGACUACAACUCCAUCGACUCCCUAGCUGUCGCAUUCCAAGGCCAGGAUGCCGUCAUCUCACUCGUCGGCGGCGCGGCGAUAGGCGAUCAGGAAAAUCUCAUCAAUGGAGCCAUCAAAGCCGGUGUCAAGCGCUUCAUUCCUUCCGAGUUUGGAAGCAACACUGUCGAUCCGAAAGUCCGCGCCAUUGUACCCAUCUUUUCAGCUAAGACAGGAACAGUUGCUUAUCUGAAGAGCAAGGAAAGUGAGAUUAGUUGGAGCAGUGUCAUUACUGGGCCGUUCUUCGACUGGGGUCUCAAAGUCGGCUUCCUGGGCUUCCACAUCCCGUCCAAAACUGCCACCCUCAUCGACUCAGGCACUGCCCCUUUCAGCACCACUAACCUCCACCAAAUCGGCCUCUCCCUCAUCAAAAUCUUGCAAAACCCAUCCGAAACAAAAAACAAGUACAUCUAUGUCUCCUCUUUCACAACCACUCAAUCUGACAUCCUCGCCGCCGUUGAGAAGCUCUCAGGUGAGAAGUGGACCGUCAAGCAUGUUACGAGCAAGGAGUUGAUAGAGAUUGGUAAUGAGAAGCUGAAGAACAAAGACUUCAGUGGGAUUGGCGAUUUGAUUAAGGCAGUGGCAUGGGGGAAAGAGGGGUUGGGGGAUAGUAGACCUGCAGGACUGUGGGAUGAGAGGCUGGGGUUGGAGAAGGAGGGAUUUGAGGAGAGUAUUGAAAAGGCUCUGGGGGGGAAGUUGGUGGGCGAAAAAUGA
Messenger RNA from Lindgomyces ingoldianus, 912 nucleotides. Its product is annotated as NAD(P)-binding protein. Lineage: Eukaryota; Fungi; Ascomycota; Dothideomycetes; Pleosporales; Lindgomycetaceae. Gene Ontology annotation, molecular function: oxidoreductase activity. The record is from RefSeq and is a predicted model, not a curated record. The transcript is spliced from 3 exons. The coding region runs from base 1 to 912 and encodes 303 amino acids.